This is a messenger RNA of Phialemonium atrogriseum, 234 nucleotides long. RefSeq lists its product as uncharacterized. The coding region runs from base 1 to 234 and encodes 77 amino acids. The record is from RefSeq and is a predicted model, not a curated record. The transcript is spliced from 2 exons. Lineage: Eukaryota; Fungi; Ascomycota; Sordariomycetes; Cephalothecales; Cephalothecaceae.
AUGCUGGAGCUUGGCGAGGCUGUUUUGGAGCCCGAGAAGUGGCUUCUCCAGAAGAUAGAGGAGCUGAAGGAUCUCGCGGGUUGGGUCGGCCUUCAACCGGCCGGCGCCGAGCCUGAAGACGAGGGCAAUCUCGCUCCCAUUGAUGGUGUCGACGAGGAAGACGGCAAGAGCCUCGAGGAGGAGAUGACCGUCUUGAGCGAAAGGGAGCGUCAGGACCUCGUUGUGAGAGAUUAG